Molecule: messenger RNA, 7776 nt
Organism: Pezoporus occidentalis (night parrot)
Lineage: Eukaryota; Metazoa; Chordata; Aves; Psittaciformes; Psittacidae
Gene: DOCK11
Product: dedicator of cytokinesis 11
Exons: 55
Coding region: 51-6230 (2059 amino acids)
Biological process (GO): positive regulation of GTPase activity; positive regulation of filopodium assembly; small GTPase-mediated signal transduction
Molecular function (GO): guanyl-nucleotide exchange factor activity
Source: RefSeq, a predicted model, not a curated record
GCAGCGGCUCGGCUCGGCUCGGCGCGGCCCCCGGCUCGGGCCAUGUCGCCAUGUCGGAAGUGAGGAAGUUCACGAAGCGGCUCAGCAAGCCGGGCACGGCGGCCGAGCUCCGGCAGAGCGUCUCGGAGGCGGUGCGCGGCUCCUUCGUCCUGGAAAAAACAAAAGUGGUUGAACCCUUGGAUUAUGAGAACGUGAUCCUUCAGCGCAAGGUUCAGAUCUACAGCGAUCCCCUCCGGGACCUGCUGAUAUUCCCCAUCGAGGAUGUGUCUAUCUCAGUCAUCAGUCGACAGAGAAGGACUGUCCAGUCGACAGUGCCAGAAGAUGCUCUAAAGAAAGCUCAGAGUCUCUUCGUCAAAGAGUGCAUUAAAACCUACAGCUCAGACUGGCACGUGGUGAACUACAAGUAUGAGGAAUACUCAGGAGACUUUCGGAUGUUGCCAUGCAAAUCCUUCAGGCCAGACAAGAUUCCAAGCCAUGUGUUUGAAAUCGAUGAAGACUUUGAAAAGGAUGAGGAUUCCUCCUCCCUGUGCUCGCAGAAGGGUGGGGUGAUAAAGCAAGGCUGGCUGCACAAAGCCAAUGUGAACAGCACCAUCACUGUUACCAUGAAGGUGUUCAAGAGGAGGUAUUUUUACUUGUCACAACUCACGGAUGGUUCCUAUAUUCUUAAUUCCUACAAAGAUGAGAAGAUUUCCAAGGAAUCCAAAGGCUGCAUUUUCUUGGAUGCUUGCAAUGAUGUCGUUCAGUGUCCCAAGAUGCGCCGUUACGCGUUUGAACUGAAGACAAUAGACAAGUACAGCCACUACCUGGCAGCUGAAACCGAGCAGGAGAUGGAAGAAUGGCUGGUGACUCUGAGGAAGAUCAUCCAGAGCAAUACUGAGAGUUUGGUGCAAGAGAAGAAAGACACUGUGGAAUCUGUGCAAGAUGAUGAAUCGGGCACGCAGGGAAAAACGGAGAACAUCCUGGAGAGCCUGGAGAGGAGCAUGCAUCCAGAGCUGAUGAAGUACGGAAGAGAAACAGAGCAGCUGAACAAACUGAGCAGAAACGAUGGAAGACAAAACCUCUUUUCUUUCGACCCAGAAGUCCAGAGACUGGACUUCUCGGGGAUGGAGCCAGACGUGAAGCCCUUUGAGGAGAAGAGCAGCAGGCGCUUCGUAGUGAUCUGCCAGGACUUCUCCCUCAACCUCCUCGCUCAGCUCAAUGACAGGGCCGAAGGAGGACCCACCAACGUCGAGCCCUUUUUCCUGAGCCUGGCGUUAUUUGACCUGAAAAAUAAUUGCAAGAUUUCAGCUGACUUCCAUGUGGAUUUGAACCCCCCGUCUGUCCGGGACAUGCUGAUGGAUACCGCUGCAUCCAGCGCGGAGGGCACCAAGGGAUGUUCUCCAGGAGAGAGCCUUGUGCACGGGGUCCCUGAGGCUUCCCUGCGCUACAUAAAACGGGGGGUUUUCUCUGUGACCGACCCACAUGUGGAGAUCUUCCUGGUGGCCCGUGUGGAGAAGGUGCUGCAGGGCAGCAUCACACACUGUGCAGAGCCGUACAUGAAGAACUCGGACCCGGGGAAGACUGCCCAGAAGGUGCAUAAGGUGGCCAAGCAGGCGUGCAGCCGUCUGGGGCAGUACCGGAUGCCCUUCGGCUGGGCGGCCAGGCCAGUUUUCAAAGACUCCCAGGGCACUCUGGAUGCUGAGGGGAAAUUCUCGCCUCUGUACAAGCAAGACAGUGGCAAGCUCUCCAAUGAAGACAUGCUGAAGCUUUUAGCAGAGUAUAAGAAACCAGAGAAGAGUAAACUACAGGUCAUUCCAGCCCAGUUACGUAUUGUCAUCAAGGACGUCCCGCUAGACUUCACAAAUUGUGUGACAGCUUCUUACAUUCCUAUAAAGCCUUUUGAGAAGAGCUGUGAGGACGUCGCGGUUGAAGUGGAAGAGUUUGUCCCAGAAGUCACUAAAUACUGUUAUCCCUUCACCGUCUACAAAAACCAUCUCUAUGUCUACCCCUUGCAUUUGAAGUAUGAGAACCAGAAGGUGUUUGCAAAGGCAAGGAAUAUUGCUGUCUGCCUUGAGUUCAGGGAUUCAGAUGAAGCUGAUGCCAGGCCAUUAAAGUGUAUAUACGGCAAACCCGGAGGGCAUCUCCUGACCACAAACGCGUACGCUGCUGUGCUGCAUCACAACCAGAGUCCAGAGUUCUAUGAUGAGAUUAAAAUUGAGCUUCCAAUUCACCUCCAUCAAAAGCAUCAUUUGCUUUUCACCUUCUAUCAUGUCAGCUGUGAAAUUAAUACAAAGGCAACAUCGAAAAAGCAGGACACCGUUGAAACUCAAGUGGGGUACGCCUGGGUGCCGUUGCUGAAGGAUGGACGCAUCGUCACCCUGGAGAGGCAUUUGCCAGUUUCAUCCAACCUUCCACCUGGCUACCUAGGCCUUGGAGACCCAGAGGCACGAAGGCAGCCCAGCGUGGAUGCGAAGUGGGUGGAUGGAGCAAAGCCACUGUUUAAGAUCAGACUCCAUUUGGACUCGACCAUUUACACCCAGGACAUGCACUUGCACAAAUUCUUCCAGUACUGCCAGCUGGUGCAGGCGGGAGCUAAGGAAGUGCCAGGAGAACUUGUGAAAUACCUGAAGUGCUUGCACGCCAUGGAGAUCCAAGUAAUGAUUCAGUUUCUACCUGUAAUUCUUAUGCAACUAUUUAGAGUCCUCACAAACGUGACCCAGGAGGAUGAAGUAGCCGUCAACUGCACCAUGGUUCUUCUGCACAUUGUGUCCAAGUGCCAUGAAGAAGGUCUAGAUCACUACUUGCGUUCCUUCAUAAAGUAUGUCUUUCGAGCUGAGAAACCCAGCGUCACCCAGGCGAAGAUGACCCAUGAAAUCCUGGUCCUUUCCAUGGCCACGAUCUUGAAGCAGUCAGCGGAUUUUCUGACCAUCAAUAAGCUCCUCAAGUACUCGUGGUUUUUCUUUGAAGCACUGGCAAAGUCCAUGGCAAUGUACUUACUGGAGGAAAACAAAAUCAAGCUGCCCAGAGGCCAGCGGUUCCCCGACUCCUACCAGCAUGCCCUGCACUCGCUGCUGCUUGCCAUCAUUCCCCAUGUCACCAUUCGCUAUAACGAGAUCCCUGAGGAGUCCAGGAAUGCCAACUUCAGCCUGGCCAACUUUCUGAAGCGUUGUUUGACCUUUAUGGACAGAGGAUUUGUUUUUAACUUAAUAAAUGAUUACGUUUCUGGAUUCAGCCCCAAAGACCCCAAGCUGCUGGUUGAAUACAAGUUUGAAUUUCUUCAAACCAUUUGCAAUCAUGAGCACUACAUUCCUCUGAACUUACCAAUGACCUUCUCCAAACCCAAGCUGCAAAGAGUUCAAGAUGUCAAUCUCGAAUACAGUUUAACUGACGAGUAUUGCAGGCACCAUUUCCUCGUGGGGAUGCUUCUGAGAGAAGCCUCUGUUGCCUUGCAGGACAACUACGAUAUCAGAUAUACAGCCAUCUCAGUCUUAAAAAAUCUCUUGAUAAAGCAUGCCUUCGACAACAGAUACCAGCACAAGAACCAGCAGGCAAAGAUAGCGCAGCUCUACCUGCCGCUGCUGGGGCUGCUCCUGGAGAACCUGCAGCGCGUGGCCGGCCGCGAGGUGCUCUACUCCUGCACUGCUGCCUCCAGCCCCGCAUCCAGGGAUGAAUUCAUGUACAGUUUUGCAUCUCCCUCAAACAGAUCCAGCCUCAUUGCAGACAAAGAUCCAGCCUGUGGAGCAGCACUUCCGAAUGGCCAUGGGAUAAAGCGGGAGGACUCCAAAGGAUCCCUGAACUCAGAGGGGGCAACGAGUAGUUCCCCGGAUCAGAGUGAAAAUAUCCGCAGGAGCUCCACGAGGAGCAGCGUGUCUCACUGCAGCCGGCUGGACCAGUUUGAGAUCCGGACGCUCCUGAUGUGCUACCUCUACGUUGUGAAGAUGAUCUCUGAAGAUACUCUUUUAGCUUACUGGAACAAAUUCUCCCCCCAAGAGCUGAUCAAUGUCCUUGUGCUUCUGGAGGUGUGUUUGUUUCACUUCAGAUACAUGGGGAAGAGAAAUAUUGCCAGCUCCUGCAUGAGAGCCCCCAGCCCUGGCGCUCCCGGCUGCCCGCACAGGUUGGCAGCAUCCCCUGCGGUGAGCUGCAGGGUGCACGAUGCCUGGUUGUCCAAGCACACGGGAGCCGAGAGGAAAUCCCAGACGAUGCCGGCGCUCCGCAGCAGAGCAGGGGGGAUGCAGGUGCGGCUCCAGCAUCUGGGCAGCUUGGAGACCUCCUUCACGCUCAACCACAAUGCCGGCACCUCAGAAGCAGAUAUCGUGCACCAAGCAUUGCUGGAGGGCAAUAUUGCCACUGAAGUGUGCCUCACAGUCCUGGACACCAUCUCUUUCUUCACCCAGAGUUUCAAGACCCAGCUUUUAAGCAACGAUGGCCACAAUGCCCUCAUGAAGAAGGUUUUCGAUAUUCAUCUGGCUUUUCUCAAAAAUGGCCAGUCAGAAGCAGCUCUUAAGCACGUGUUUGCCUCUCUGAGAGCUUUCAUUAGCAAGUUCCCCUCAGCGUUUUUCAAGGGAAGGGUGAACAUGUGUGCUGCCCUCUGCUACGAGAUCCUCAAGUGCUGCACUUCCAAGGUGUCCUCCACGAGGAACGAGGCCUCCGCUCUUCUCUACCUCCUGAUGAGAAACAACUUUGAGUUCACCAAAAGGAGAACAUUUCUGAGAACGCAUCUUCAGAUCAUAAUUGCAGUGAGCCAGUUAAUAGCGGAUGUGGCCCUCAGCGGUGGGACAAGGUUUCAGGACUCCUUGCUCAUCAUUAACAACUUUGCAAACAGUGACAGGCCCAUGAAGGCAACUGCUUUUCCUUCCGAAGUCAAAGAUUUGACAAAGAGAAUCCGUACAGUGCUCAUGGCUACUGCUCAGAUGAAAGAACAUGAAAAGGAUCCAGAAAUGCUGAUAGAUCUGCAGUACAGUUUAGCCAAGUCUUACGCGAGUACCCCAGAGCUCCGGAAAACGUGGCUGGACAGCAUGGCAAAGAUCCAUGUGAAAAACGGAGACUUCUCAGAGGCAGCCAUGUGUUACGUUCACGUCGCAGCCCUCGUUGCCGAGUUCCUGCACAGAAAAAAACUCUUCCCCAGUGGAUGCGCUGCCUUCAGGAAAAUCACUCCCAACAUUGAUGAAGAAGGCGCAAUGAAAGAAGACGGUGGGAUGAUGGACGUACAUUACAGUGAGGAAGUGCUGGUGGAGCUGCUGGAGCAAUGUGUGGAUGGCCUGUGGAAAGCAGAGCGGUAUGAAACCAUUUCUGAAGUGUCCAAACUGAUCAUUCCUAUUUACGAGAAGCGGCGUGAGUUUGAGAAACUAACCCAGCUGUACAGAACGCUUCAUGGAGCAUACGCCAAGAUAUUGGAAGUCAUGCAUACCAGGAAGAGGCUUCUUGGAACCUUUUUUAGGGUGGCCUUUUAUGGACAAACGUUCUUUGAAGAAGAAGAUGGGAAGGAGUACAUCUAUAAAGAACCCAAGCUGACGGGCCUCUCGGAGAUCUCAUUCCGGCUUCUUAAACUUUAUGGAGAAAAAUUUGGGUCGGAGACUGUAAAGAUUAUCCAGGAUUCUAACAAGGUCAACAUUAAAGACCUCGAUCCCAAGUAUGCCCAUAUUCAAGUGACUUACGUGAAGCCCUAUUUUGAAGACAAAGAGAUGUCUGAAAGAAAGACUGAAUUUGAAAGAAACCAUAACAUCAAUAGAUUUGUAUUUGAAACUCCCUACACUUUAUCUGGAAAAAAGCAUGGCAGUGUGGAAGAGCAGUGUAAAAAAAGGACCAUUUUAACGACUUUGAACUCCUUUCCGUAUGUAAAGAAGAGGAUUCCAGUCAAUUAUGAACACCAGGUUAAUUUAAAACCAAUCGAUGUGGCUGCUGAUGAGAUAAAAGACAAGACAGCAGAGCUGCAGAAGCUGUGCUCCGCCGGUGAUGUUGACAUGAUCCAGCUGCAACUCAAACUGCAAGGCUGUGUUUCUGUGCAGGUUAAUGCUGGUCCCUUGGCCUAUGCCAGAGCUUUCCUAAGUGACAGCCAGUCCAGCAAAUACCCUACUAAGAAGGUGAAUGACUUAAAAGAAAUGUUCAGGAAGUUUAUACAAGCCUGUGGAAUUGCUCUGGAGCUCAACGAGCGACUCAUUAAGGAGGAUCAAGUGGAGUACCAUGAGGGGCUCAAGUCAAACUUUCGGGAUAUGGUGAAAGAGCUUUCUGACAUCAUCCACGAACAGCUCUGAAGACAAGAUCUACCACGCAGAUACGAUGCAUUCGCCCUGGAUGCACGACUCCCUCCAUGUCUUCUGUGCCAUCAGUGGGACAUCUGGGGAUGGAAGUUACUGUUCACUCAGACCCACUGCUGAAAUAUAGACAUAGCACUCCUAUUUCACAGAGCUUUCUCAGGAAUAAGUGGAACUGUACGAAGGAUGCUUCAAGGAAUCCAUGAUGAGCAAAGAUGCAGUUCUUUUUUCCCCCCAAAGUUGCCAUGCUUUCAAACAGGGUGCUUGCUUCUUUUGUUGAGCAACAUUGAAGUGCCUGGACACUGCACCACUGUGCUUCUUUUCUACUGUGUUUUUUUUUAAAGCUAAACGUGUAACAGGACAUGGAAAACCAUCUAACUAGGUAUUGAGUUGUUGAACUAUGAAUGGGAAUUGGAACGGUACUGUGUAAAGUUGUACAAUGGAAUAUAAUAAAAUGUAAAACUACUUUGUAAAUAGAAGGAGUCUAUAGAAGUUAGCAUUGUAUCAUAUUUGCUGCUAAAAGCUUUGUUGGACGGGGAACAUGAAGAAGAAAUCGUAGUCACUAGUAAGAGAUUUUCUUCCUCUUCUAAAAAGUAACUUGGGGUCCAGAUGCCCCCAUUGCACUCAGACCCUGAGAGGAGGCUUGUCCUGGUCCGGAACAGCUAAAACCCGAGUCAGAAAUGAUCAUUUUCCCACCUCCUCUGAGCAGAUAAUUCUAAAGGAACCCCAUGAAAGCUGAGCUUCCUACAGCUCAUUUCACCCCUGGCCGGGGGGUUUCUCUCUGUCAUUUGAGACGAGUUUCUCUGUUUACCACUCAUGGUCUCACAAAUGUAAAUUGAGGGCGCCUGAAGUGGGGAAUUAUAUAAUUGGGAAUUAUAUAAUUGGGAAUUACAAAUAUAUAAACACCUUUCAGGAAAAACAUCCAAUAAUCUGUAAGAUGUGCUCAAGGAAACCCAGCACAUCGAUAUAACUCGUGCACAAUUGAGGGGCUUUUACCAUCAUAUGGCAUCUAUGUUCCCUGCUGUUAAACAGCUCUGGUUUCUGAAAGAAAACUGGUUUUUAUCUGACAUGUGGUUGAAGAUCAUGUAUUUUCUGGAAUUCUUUGAUUCCUUCUUCCCCUCCACGAAGCUUUAAUAUAUUAUCUCUGUCUCUAGUGAGACCCUUUCAGCUGCAGGAAGAAGAAACCAGAUGAGGCAUUCUUUUAUCCAGCAAUGUUCAGAACACCCAUGGUUUUCAAAUCCCAUCAAUUGUAAAUAUGGUUCCAGUAGUUCGUAUGGGAAGGAGGCAGGGGGUUAAGGGUGUGUAACAAAAGGCCAUAAUAAAAGGACUCCAGCUGGGUAUUUAGCUUGGCUUAAGUGUCUAUAAAGUAAUAAUCUUCUAAUGUCUGUAACAAAAACUAUCUUCAAAUAGUUUUUGACCACAAUUCAAAAGGUUUAUUAUGCAUGUUUCUAAUUACCUAAAAUGACUCCUCUGCUGAGAACAACAAUGUUGUGAUCCAUAAAUUCAGCCAUAAGCAAAAUACAGAUGUGCCUCUGUAACAACCAGA